AUGUCAAGCUCUUUUCCGAACGAGCCUUCUACUGAUCAUCAAGAAACUGCAGUGUUAGUUGAUGAAAAUGAGAAAGUUGAUAAUUCAGAAACAUUGCCUCCUCUCAAUUCUGACUCAAGUGAUAUCGAAGAAAAUUUAAAAGAAAUAGAAGAAGAACAAGAGAUAGUGUCUAAAUCAGUUAAUGUACAUACUAUAUCACCUUUACAAACAUUUGGAAUUUUAAUUAAUUAUAUUGUAGGUACUGGAGUAUUUGGAUUACCUUAUGCCUUUGAAAAUGCUGGACUUGGAUUAUCUUUAAUAACAACAUUAUUUUUUUAUUUAAUGAGUAUUGUUACAGCUAUAUGGGUUCUUGAAAAUAUGGCUCGUUCAAGUGGGGUUAUGGAAACCUAUAGAAGAAGUAGAAAUGCCCAACGACCUCAAAAUGAAAUAGAAUAUGAAGUUUAUAAUUAUACUAGAAUGUCUGCAAUAUUUUUUGGUAAAGGAGGUAAAAUGACCUCAAUUAUUAUUUUAUCAUUUUUUUGUUAUGGUGCUUUAUGGGCAUAUUCCAGUGUAUUCAGUUCUUCAGUAACAAUGAUAUUAUGGAAAUAUCCAUUAAGUAAGUUUGGUGAAUGUUCAAUUGUAAUGGGAGAUUGGGAUCUUUUUGGACCAUGUCAUUUGACUUACUUAUCUGGAAUAGUAUUGUUUGCAUUAAUUGUUAUUCCGUUGUCAUUAAUGGGAGUAGCUGAACAAGCAAUUUUACAAAACAUAUUAACAUGUUGGAGAUUUUUCUGUUUUGGAGUAAUGGCUUUAACGUGUAUAAUUCAUAUCAUUUAUAAUUCAGUAAAAGGUACUUAUGAAGUUAUUCCACCAUCAAAAUCAACAUUAACGUUCUUCAUAGAUAUUGGAGGAUUUGGAACUUUGUUUAGUUCUUGUAGUGUGGCAUUAGCAUGUCAUCAAAAUUUACCAGAUGUUGUGACUCCAACAAAACCAAAAAAUCAUCUUAGAAGAAUUGUUGUAUUAGGAAUUACUACUGCAACCAUUUUAUAUGUAAUUAUUGGAUUUGCUUGUUCAUUUUGUUUUGGAGAUGCAACAAGAACACCUGUAACUCAUAAUUGGUUAGGUUUUACUGGAUGUAAUGGUGGAUUUGGAGUAUGUGAUGAUGGUAGUUCUGCAAAAUGGUAUGGAGUAGUUGUUCAAUGGGUAAUAUUAUUAUUCCCAGCAAUUAACUUAACAUCAGAAUAUCCAUUAGUUUGUGUAACAUUAUCUUCUAAUUUACUUCAAAUGAUUCCAAAACAAUGGAAAGAAAAAAGUCCUAAAAUAUGGUUAUAUUCUAGUCGUUUAGUUGCAGCUGUUCCUCCUCUAAUUGCUGGUGCAAUUAAAGGAGAUUUAGAAGUUAUUUUCAAUUUUGCAGGAAUUUUUGGAUUCUUUUUAUUAUUCAUUAUCCCAGGAGUAUUACAAAUAUAUAGUAAAUUUAUUAUAAGAAGAAAAUGGGGAAGUAAAACAUAUGUCACUUCAUUUAGUGGUAAAUAUUCAUCAUCAUAUUGGGCAUGGCCAAUUUUGAUAAUUGCUAUUAUAUGUUUUUCAUUUGCAUUAGUUCAAUUUGUUGCUGAUGUAAUUGGACUAAGUUGGUUCUAA
This is a messenger RNA of Entamoeba histolytica HM-1:IMSS, 1614 nucleotides long. Its product is annotated as amino acid transporter, putative. The transcript has a single exon. The coding region runs from base 1 to 1614 and encodes 537 amino acids. The record is from RefSeq and is a predicted model, not a curated record. Lineage: Eukaryota; Evosea; Mastigamoebida; Endamoebidae.